Molecule: messenger RNA, 1715 nt
Organism: Pipistrellus kuhlii (Kuhl's pipistrelle)
Lineage: Eukaryota; Metazoa; Chordata; Mammalia; Chiroptera; Vespertilionidae
Gene: FAM174B
Product: family with sequence similarity 174 member B
Exons: 3
Coding region: 215-667 (150 amino acids)
Source: RefSeq, a predicted model, not a curated record
GUGGCCUGCCCCGCCCACGUGGGGCCGCGGCCCGUCGAAUGGCUCCGUGCAACGUGUUGGCAGCGGCGGCGGCGCGGGCUCUUCCGGGCGCCGCAGUUUCCUGCCAAACACCCGCGCAGCCGCCUGGGCAGCGGGAGCCUCGGGUGCAGCGUGCAGGGUGCAGGGUGCAGAGGCCUCCUCAGCGCGGGUGCGGGAGCCCUGCCCCGCCCGCACCAUGCACGCCGCGCAGCUCCUGCUGCUGCUGCUGCCGCCGCUGCUGCUCGUGCUCCUGGCCGCGCCCGCCUCCCCGGUGAUCGCGGGCCCGCAGCCCCAGCAUCAGCCUCCCGGCUCCCGCUCUGUGAACGCCACCCGCCCCGGGGCUGCUGCGGAGGCGACGGUGACCGGCGGCGGCAGCUCCAACAGCAGCGGCGACGCCCUGGUGACCCGCCUCUCCAGCCUGCUCCGCGACCUGCCCACGCUGAAGGCGGCCGUGAUCGUGGCGUGCGCCUUCAGCGCCUUCCUCAUCGCCUGCCUGCUGCUGCGCGUCUUCAGGUCCGGGAAGAGGCUGAAGAAGACCCGAAAGUAUGACAUCAUCACCACCCCGGCCGAGCGUGUGGAAAUGGCCCCGCUGAAUGAAGAGGAUGACGAGGACGAAGACUCCACAGUAUUUGACAUCAAGUACAGGUAAAACCUGUUUUCCGGCGUGCUGGCAUCCUGUGGAAAGUUGGUCAGCUGCACCCGGGCGGGAAGGAUCCGGAAAGCCGUCUUGUCUGAGAUGUUGAAAGCAGAAACGUUAUUUAUGAAACUCGGGCACAUUGGUGUGUGUCGAAUGCCUGCUCAGAAUGUCACCACGGGAAAACUGUCUCUCCCGUCAUCUGGACGCCACUUUAAAAUGUUGCUCCUUCUUCCUCCUUCUGCCUUGCCAAGGGGCACGGGGCCGAAACACGGUGACUUAAAGCAACUGUCGACGACAGUGAGAGAGGUCAGAAGCUAUGAAGAACCUCAAGAAGGAUCUCCAUCUGUGUAGUGACAUGCUGCCCUGACAUGCUGCUCUCCUAGAUCUGUGACGUUCGGGACGUCUCGCCCUUUGGACUUCUGGGUUGGGUCAGGUUCUGGCCUUCUGUUGGGAAUGGCCGUGUGAAAGGUCAGAGGGCAAGUCCUUGGAGCGGGUCAGCCCGUAGCAGAAGUGUAUCUUAGCACAUGUUUGUGGCUCUCUUUUCUUUUUCUUCUUUUGUUUAAAGGGUUCAGCAGAACUGGGCAUGCCUAGUGCAUAAAGGAUUUUGAAUAUCAGGGAGAAAAAAUAUAUGUGCGUAUGUGUGUACCUCUAAAAUAAUUUCUUUUUUCUUUUUAAUAAUUGCUUGUCCGAAGGAAAAAGAAUGCACAAGAGGCAGGCUUCGGUUAGUGACAUCCCGUGUGUCUCUGCCCUGUCAUAGUUCUUACAGUGUCGGUCUUAGACAACUCAUUUUAAAGUUUCACUGUGGGUCACUCAAACGCAUGGGUGGUUUGGUUGGCCAAAAAAAGCUGGACUAGGAAACCCACUGACUCAGGGGGUGCCACGGGAGUGGGUCAGGGGUCCGGGUGGCUUCUGGAAGCAGGGACGUGGGUUGACUUCUCUCAGGUUGAUCGGGGUUCCCCCAUUUCACUGUUUCCCAGGGUGUCUGCUCCUGCUAAAAUCCACUGGCAGUGCUUGUGGGACCCCGGGAUUCUGUUCUCCCUGCAAAAGUGUUUUGUACUUU